CUUUGUCAUAAUUGAGAGAUGGCUCAAGAACAUAUGGCUUAUCAGUAUGGCUAGUUGCGCGAGCGGGCAAGAUGCGGGAUUGCCCGCUAUUUCCAGCAAUCCAAUAAAUUUCUUUAUUUACCAAGCUUUUUCGGUCAAAAUGCUGGCAUUUUUUUUGUUUGUUUCUGCCUGACAAGGGACUUCGGUUACGUCUCGGUCUUCAUAUGAAAAAGAACUUCCUUUGUGUCGAGUCAUCUUGAGCUUAGGUUUGGUCAGCUGCAUGCUACAGAUUGCCGUUAUACGCCCUUAGGAGCUCUUGAUUACAGGAAAUGAUUGCGUGAUUAUGCUUUUCACGUCAGUUGUACGUUCUAAAUUACAGCUUGUAACUUUGAGAACGAACCCUGAACCUCAAGUUUCGCAUACCACUUAACACUAGUUCCAGCUUGGGUCAAAGAAGGUCGAGGGACCUUCGCUUAUUCACAGCUCACGUACGUAUCAGAACCGAAUGCGCAUGGAAAACCUUGUGUGCGGCUGGAAUAGCCUGUGUAGCAAACGUUUUUUGUUGGAAAGGGCGAACGAGCCGAAAGCUGGCUAAUACUGAAAACGAUCUUCGAUUCUAUUAUUACUUCCAGCAUGUCUAGAAGAUUUGCCGUCUUAAUUAUAACUCACUUCAAGUGAGAAAUACUCGAGGAAAAGUAGGUUAUGUACACAGGUGCCUAUUGAUUGAUUCUCGUCACCAAUUUCGGCAUAGUCGGGAAAAAUAAAACAAAACAAAACAGGGGAAAAUCCUUCCACAUUCGCGUCUAGAGUGACGUCAAUCGAUCGCGGGAGCGCUGAGAAUGGCUUGAUUCUCGUCCCCAAAUUUGCUUGCUCCCUUGAGUACGGGUAUAUUCUUUUUCUGAGGUUUAAAUACUAGACAUGUGUGUUAAAGGAUUAAUUAAUCAAUUUAGAUCGGUCUUCAGUUGAGUGUCGUAAAACCUAAACCAAACCUAUUGCCAGUACAAAUUAGACUACCCAGCCAAUCCCAAACCGUCCUAAAACCUAAACGAAAACCAAAGUAAUUGCCUGAUUCCCAUGGCCUCCCGAUCUCUUAGUAUCUUCUUCAUUCGAGCAGGAAAGGUCCCAUUUUCAUUCCGCUCCACCUAUUUUCACUAAAAGGACACCUUAAAUUUGUUUAACUAUACUGAAGACAUCAGGCUGUGACUGACGAAAUAUUUGAAAGUCGUCAAAUUUCGUCGAUUCAACCCCGGGAGGCCUAUGCUUUGGUCUGGGCUCCUGGUAAGGGUUAUAAGAAACGGGGCAAUCACUCUGGAGUUUGAGUGCGAAAGGAUCUCUGGGAAUUCAAUCGUGACAGGUGUUUCGGCGUUAAAUGAGUCCGCAGUGAAAUGACUCUGUACAGCGGUAUGAUGAUCUAACAUGGCGCCGAUCCUUGGGUCGGUGCCCCAAGUUUUACGGCAAGCGGAAACUUUGAAAGCCGCUUUGAAAAGUAGCUUUGAAGAUUUCUCUGUUGGCAGUGAAGGAUGGCAGUCCAGACAAAGACUACAGGAUUUGUACAAGAGUAUCCUAUUAACAGAUCUUGAGUCUGCAUUAGACAAGAAAGUUGAACAAGAUUUGUGGAAUAGUGCUUUCAAAAGCCAGGUGGACUUUUUAAGGCAACAAACAAAAGACAGAAAGGGCUCCAAAAAAGUGGAGGUUCAAGCUGUUUUGACUUUGUUUCUUGAAGCUGCCAGUGGUUUCUAUAUUCAGCUGUUGCAGGAGUUGUGUUUGACGUACAGGCUAGACAUCCCUGGCCAUGUCAGGUCAUCACAGCUNGUUAAUUUUGAACACGGCUUACCUAUCAGGUUUACUCGAUACUUGCAGUAUCACGAUAAGUGUAUUUUAAUAGCUUAG
Molecule: messenger RNA, 1869 nt
Organism: Orbicella faveolata
Lineage: Eukaryota; Metazoa; Cnidaria; Anthozoa; Scleractinia; Merulinidae
Product: nonsense-mediated mRNA decay factor SMG7-like
Biological process (GO): nuclear-transcribed mRNA catabolic process, nonsense-mediated decay
Cellular component (GO): telomerase holoenzyme complex
Molecular function (GO): telomerase RNA binding; protein binding; telomeric repeat DNA binding
Source: RefSeq, a predicted model, not a curated record